AGCGGUUUUUCCUCGGUGGUUUUCGUCAAGAUGGACACAAGAAGUUGGUAAAGACACCUGCCUAUGGAGGAAGUGGAACUAAUCUAGCUGGACUUGCACAAGAUAUCUCAUCUUGUUCGGCUAGUGGCGAUGUAGUUGCAGGAGAAGCGACGCGUGCCUUUGCUACAUUGGCUGCGAUGCCUGGGGAGAAGAAAAGAGCAACACAGGCCACUAAAAAAGGGUUGUACCGCACACCGUCAAGCUCGGGUGGUCUCUCUGCGCAGGUGGAUACUACUAGCCCUGAUGUUGAAGAUGCGAUUGCGAUGAAUGGGUCGCCUCUGUUACAUCAAGGUCUUCCACAACAGACUGAUGUAACUGGUGCUACAACUACAUCCUCUCAGGUGGACGACGGUACAACAAGUGCCCCCUCACCUUCAACAAAUUCAAACCAGAGCUCUCCUUCUAGCACGUCGAGGACCAGGAACAAGAAGAACAAAGAGAGCUCUUCAUCGACUCCUAGCACAUCGAUAUCGCGAGAAAAAACGUUAUCAUUAUCGUUUUUUUGAAUUUUUGAGAAAAGCACGACGUGGAGCACUGCGAUCCUGGGGCUUUCCGCCUUGCGAUGGGCAAGCCGGCCCUCCCUCCACGAGGUGCCGCAGCAGACGCUGCGCUCCUCCUCCCAUUGACGCGGCCCUUCAGUCAUGGCUGGGCAUGAUGGUACCGCUAAGCUCUGAGGCCGCGGCCUCCGCUUACGCACGCCCAUGGGGCAGUAUCGUGGCCCGGCCCUGCAAACUUAUCCGCAAAAGUAGCCCACCGUGGGCACCAAGCUCAGCGCACUCGGAAAGCAGCCCCCCUGGCAAUCGUUGGGGUGAUUCCUGGGGGCAAGCAAUAUGAAACGCCGAGCCGAUCGAGGGGAAGCCGCGACGCCACUUCGCUCAAGAUCCAAGAAGGCGAGCAGCCGAUCGAGAGCCGCAGACGCGCGAGCGGCUGAAGGGGUCAGUUGGAGGGGGUGUUCGAGGGGGGUCCUUGUUUUCAGGGGCCCCAUUUGAUAAGGCUUCUGGCGCCCGACAGAUAGGUGAUAACGCUUCUGGCGCCCGACGCUCUUCGCCGAAGCCCAAAAACACACGCUAAAUUUUCAGAACCUCGAGGGGCAAGCGGAUGACAGGUGGGCGCCUUUUCUGCUUGCUCGUUCUCGUUUUUUUGGCGAGUGUUUGGAGGGGUCGAUGGAGGGGGGCGGCGGACCACCUCCGGCCCGGCUAGAGGACCAGAGCGGCCACAGCAGGAAGGGGGCGCCGAGUCGCUAGAGGUCGGAGAAGGUGGGGCGCCAGAGGUGGCGGAGCGGCCGCAAGCAGCAGGGCUGCGGGCCAUCCCCUGACACUCGGGCCCCAGAUUCGCGAGGGGACAGGGAAACAAGCUACACGCAUGCGCGUCUGCCAUUGCUGGAAGCGCCUCCCGGAGAGCGCAGCACCACCCAGCAGCCAGAGCAGGACAGCAGCGCGCGCGGCGCCGCUGGUUUGUUGUCUCAGUCAUGGGAAGCGCAGCCCACCCACAGACGCGCCAAGAGGAAGCGGCGAAUGCUGGCGCCCCUCCAUUCUUAUGUCCACGCGCACAGCGUCCCACCAAUGCUUGGAAUUUGCUACCCCAAUCUGAAAAAAUCAAAAAAACGAUAAUGAUAACACUUUUUCCUGCGAUAAUCGAGGACCAGGAACAAGAAGAACAAACAUCAGCAACAUGGAGAAGAUUUACCAUUAUGGCAAGUGCCUGAGUUGAAUGACGAGGGGCUAGAAAUCUUCAGCGGCUUCUCUGAGGAUCACCUUCCCGCAUACUUGCAGGUUGAUACUUCUGAAGAUGCUCGUGUAUCAGAAAAAGACUUAUUGAAGUUUCU
Messenger RNA from Amoebophrya sp. A25, 1864 nucleotides. The record is from the annotation of a GenBank genome assembly. NCBI's taxonomy places the organism in Eukaryota, Dinophyceae, Syndiniales, Amoebophryaceae.